AAAACCUCUAAAGAGUAACACUCUUCAAAAUCCAAAUCCUGAAAUAUGAUUACUUCAGAGUUUCCAGUUUUACAGGACUCGUCUAAUGAGUCUGGACAGGGGGACUCUGUGAACCAGAGCAGUGUCAGUGAGCUGGAUGAUGGAGGGGAAGGGAAAGGCAAGAGGAAACGGGGCAGGCCAGGCAGACCACCGGCGGCCAACAAGAAGCCCCGAAAGUCUCCGGUCAGUCAGCUGGGACCCCCGCGUGGGAGGAAACCCAACGGUGUCAGUCAACAGAAUGGAGAAGGAGAUCUUAACACGCUGUUUGAGGUUGUCAAAAUGGGCAAGAGUGCUAUGCAGUCAGUUGUUGAUGACUGGAUUGAGUCCUAUAAGCAGGACAGAGAUGUUGCACUGUUGGAUCUGAUCAACUUCUUCAUCCAGUGUUCUGGUUGUAAAGGUGCUGUACGGAUCGAAAUGUUCCGGAACAUGCAAAAUUCGGAAAUUAUCAGAAAGAUGACAGAAGAGUUUGAUGAGGAUAGCGGAGACUAUCCCCUCACCAUGCCCGGCCCUCAGUGGAAGAAGUUCCGCUACAACUUCUGCGAGUUCAUUGGGGUUCUGAUCCGACAGUGCCAGUACAGCAUUAUCUAUGACGAGUACAUGAUGGACACGGUCAUCUCCCUCCUCACCGGGCUGUCCGACUCCCAGGUCCGAGCCUUCAGACACACCAGCACCCUGGCAGCUAUGAAACUAAUGACUGCUCUGGUGAACGUGGCCCUGAACCUGAGUAUUAACCAGGACAACACGCAGAGACAGUACGAGGCUGAACGCAACAAGGUAGCUGGAAAAAGAGCCAGCGAGAAGCUGGAACUGCUGCUGGAGAAAAGGAAGGAGCUUCAAGAGAACCAAGAUGAGAUUGAAAACAUGAUGAACUCCAUCUUCAAGGGGAUUUUUGUGCACCGUUACAGGGAUGCUAUUGCUGAGAUCAGAGCCAUUUGUAUUGAGGAGAUUGGUGUGUGGAUGAAGAUGUACAGUGAUGCUUUUCUGAAUGACAGUUACCUGAAGUAUGUGGGCUGGACAUUGCAUGACAGGCAAGGAGAGGUGAGACUCAAGUGUCUUAAAGCACUUCAGAACCUCUACACCAACAGAGAGCUCUUCCCUAAAUUAGAGCUCUUCACUAAUCGCUUUAAGGAUCGCAUCGUGUCUAUGACUCUGGAUAAGGAAUACGACGUGGCAGUAGAGGCCAUCAGACUAGUGACUCUCAUAUUACAUGGCAGCGAGGAAGCCCUCUCUAAUGAAGACUGUGAGAAUGUCUAUCACCUGGUUUACUCCGCCCACCGGCCCGUCGCCGUGGCAGCGGGAGAAUUCCUUCACAGGAAAUUGUUCAGCAGACACGACCCUCAGGCGGAGGAGGCCUUGGCCAAGCGCAGGGGCAGGAACAGUCCUAAUGGAAACCUGAUCCGAAUGCUGGUACUCUUCUUCCUGGAGAGCGAGCUGCACGAGCAUGCAGCCUACCUGGUAGACAGCCUGUGGGACAGCUCUCAGGAGCUGCUGAAAGACUGGGAGUGUAUGACAGAACUUCUCCUGGAGGACCCAAUGCAGGGGGAGGAAGCACUGGGAGACAGACAUGAGAGUGCUCUUAUUGAGCUGAUGGUCUGCACCAUUCGGCAGGCAGCAGAAGCUCACCCACCUGUUGGCAGAGGGACAGGGAAGAGGGUCCUAACUGCGAAAGAGAGGAAGACUCAAAUUGACGAUAAGAACAAACUAACUGAACAUUUUAUCAUGGCCCUCCCUAUGCUCCUGUCAAAGUACCAAACAGACUCUGAGAAAGUUGCAAAUCUCCUGCAAAUUCCACAGUACUUUGACCUGGAUGUAUACAGUGCUGGAAGAAUGGAAAAGCACUUAGACGCUUUGCUGAAGCAGAUUCGCUUUGUGGUGGAGAAGCACACAGAAACAGAGGUACUGGAGGCCUGUAGCAGGACAUACAGUAUCCUGUGUAGUGAGGAGUACACGAUCAUGAACCGUGUGGACAUCUCCAGGAGCCAACUCAUUGAUGAGCUGACCGAUCGCUUCAGUCACUCUGUGGAGGACCUACUGCAAGAGGGGGAUGAAGCUGAUGAUGAUGACAUCUACAACGUCCUCUCCACACUUAAGAAACUCACUGCCUUCCAUAAUGCACAUGACUUGACCAAGUGGGACCUGUUUAGCUACUGUUACCGAUUACUCAAGAUGGGUAUAGAACAAGGCUCCAUGCCGGAACAGAUUGCCGUGCAGGCCCUCCAGUGCUCCCAUUACUCCAUCCUUUGGCAGCUUGUCAAGGUCACAGAGGGGUCUCCAUCAAAGGAUGACCUGAUAGCCCUGAGGAGAGUAGUGAAGUCUUUCUUGGCUAUAUGCCAGCAGUGCCUGUCAAACGUCAACACUCCUGUCAAGGAGCAGGCAUUCAUGUUGCUAUGUGACCUGCUGAUGAUCUUCAGUCACCAGCUGACCACUGGGGGUCGAGACUCCCUACAACCACUGGUGUUCAAUCCGGACGGCGCUCUGCAAAAUGAACUGCUCAGCUUCGUCCUGGACCACGUCUUCAUCGACCAGGACGACGAAAACCAGAGCAUGGAAGGAGAUGAGGAGGACGAGGCAAAUAAAAUCGAGGCUUUACACAAGAGGAGAAACCUGCUGGCCGCCUUCAGUAAGCUCAUCAUUUACGACAUAGUGGACAUGCCUGCAGCAGCAGAUAUCUUCAAACACUACAUGAAGUAUUAUAAUGACUAUGGAGACAUCAUCAAGGAGACACUGAGCAAGACCAGACAAACUGACAAGAUCCUGUGUGCCAAGACUUUGAUCCUCAGUCUGCAAAAGCUCUUUAACGAGCUGAUUCAAGAUCAGGGGCCCAACCUGGACCGAACCUCCUCCCAUGUGAGUGGGAUUAAAGAGCUGGCCCGUCGGUUUGCUCUCACCUUCGGAUUGGACCAGAUCAAAACCAGGGAGGCUGUGGCCACACUGCACAAAGAUGGCAUCGAGUUUGCCUUUAAAUAUCAGAAUCCAAAAGGACCAGACUUUCCUCCACCAAACUUAGCUUUUCUGGAGGUGCUGAGUGAGUUCUCCUCCAAACUCCUACGGCAGGAUAAAAAGACUGUUCAUUCGUACCUUGAGAAGUUUAUGACGGAGCACAUGAUGGAGAGGCGUGAGGAUGUGUGGCUGCCACUCAUCGCCUACAGAAACUCCCUGCUAACAGGUGGAGAUGAGGACCGCAUGUCUGUCACCAGUGGCAGCAUAAGCAGCAAAACCAGCUCAGUGCGCAGUAAAAAGGGCCGGCCACCCCUGCAUAAGAAACGCACAGACGCGGCAGACGACAGUGUGGACGGAUCAUGGGUGAUGCGUAACGAAACCCUUCAGACCCCGGGAGCGAUGCAGACCCCUCAGCUCACCUCCACGGUCCUGAGAGAGAAUCCAAGACAGGCUGCAGAACAUAUCCCCGACCAGGACUCAUCAGAACAGGGCUCAGAACCUGACUACCUUCACAAUCCACAGAUGCAGAUGUCAUGGUUAGGCCAGCAGAAGAUGGAUGAGGUGAACAGGAAGGACAGAGGUGCCAUGAACUAUAUGAAGGCAAGGAGUGCAGGAGUUAGACAGGCAGUUCGGGGCCUAAUGGAGGAUGACGCAGAGCCCAUUUUCGAAGACGUGAUGAUGUCAUCGCGUGGCCAGUUAGAAGACAUGAAUGAAGAGUUUGAGGACACCAUGGUCAUUGAUCUGCCUCCAUCCCGGAACAGAAGGGAGAGAGCUGAACUCAGACCAGAUUUCUUUGACUCUACGGCUAUUAUAGAAGAUGAGUCUGGAUUUGGAAUGCAGAUGUUUUAAGGACAGUUUGACAUGAAUGGGAGAGAAUCAAAUACGGUUGUCCCUGCUUGAAUGGGGGGGG
This is a messenger RNA of Chanos chanos (milkfish), 3889 nucleotides long. It is a transcript of the gene stag1b, whose product is annotated as STAG1 cohesin complex component b. The transcript is spliced from 33 exons. Gene Ontology annotation, biological process: sister chromatid cohesion. Gene Ontology annotation, molecular function: chromatin binding. Lineage: Eukaryota; Metazoa; Chordata; Actinopteri; Gonorynchiformes; Chanidae. The record is from RefSeq and is a predicted model, not a curated record. Bases 46 to 3828 code for a protein of 1260 amino acids. Gene Ontology annotation, cellular component: cohesin complex; chromatin; nucleus.